Dermacentor andersoni is the source of this 2540-nucleotide messenger RNA. RefSeq names its product guanine nucleotide-binding protein subunit beta-2-like. Gene Ontology annotation, molecular function: protein binding. Gene Ontology annotation, biological process: signal transduction. The record is from RefSeq and is a predicted model, not a curated record. Lineage: Eukaryota; Metazoa; Arthropoda; Arachnida; Ixodida; Ixodidae.
GGGGAACGCAUACCCUCAUUUUCUUCGCCCUAUCAGUCAACGGCUUCACGUCCAACAAAUACUGACCGAGCCUCGAAUAAACAGUUUCGAUAACUAGAUUGGUCUUGUGCUGCUCUUACUAGCGUCCCUUUAAGUUCGAGGUGACGGUCACACGAAGAUAUAUAGGGCACCCACCCAUGUUACCGUACCCGUUAACCCGCUCUACGAGGCAUAACAUUGACCCGCGGGCUUUGGCGGCUGCCCACUGGGCCCCAACCUUGCGUCCGCUUAAGCCUGUUAGCGCGCGCGCGCGAGGUGUGUCGCGCGCGCCGCUCGUGUCUGAGUCGAUCCGUCGCCAAGGCCUCGACCAGAUUGAUGCAUGUCGCACCAGGAGGGGGAAGCCCUGCGGCUCGGGGCUGCUUUGUCCUUAAUUGCAUUACAUUCGAAGGAUACGCGUCCCGCGGUCGACCCGCCGAAGCGCGUCGGACCACGCAACGCUGAGCACAAUUCAACGGCUUCUCGCCGCCCCCCUCUACGAACACGGGGCCAAAAGAGGGGCGCGCCCAGCGGCCCUCGUCACACGCGCACGGACACGUGGUGAAAGCGCGUCGCACCUGACUGACUUGCCUCCGUUGCACAGGUGUCGUGUGCGCGUCUCCAGCUCGGGUGGCUUUGUUCGUUAGGUACAGCGAGUUUACGGCGUGUUGUCGCCGACUGGCCCCGGCGGCGUACGUUGCUCGUCCCGCGUGUCUUGUUUCUUGCCAGAACUGCAUACAGUGCGUGCAUGUGAACCGCCGCAUCUCCGUUGUCGUGCAACGAGCCACUGAACGGGCACCGAUACGUGGGUGGUCGAGAAAGAGUGCGUGUUCUGUGCGUUAGGAGUGGGAGGCGACGAGCGUCAAUCAUGGAGCAGGACGAGCUUGAAGAACUCAAGAACGAAUUACAACUGCUAAACAUCAAGAUCAAGGAAGGACAACAAGCGGCCGCGGACAAAACUUUCCAGGAAGCGCUCAAGGACAUCGAGAAAGAGGCCAAGUUCCGGAUCAAGCAACGUCGCAUCCUCAAGGGACACAUCUCCAAAGUGACCACGGCUCAUUUCUGCGGGGACAGCAAGAAGGCGGUGUCAGGAUCACUGGAUGGCAAACUCAUCAUCUGGGAUGUCUUCACGGGAAACAAAAUGCGCGUUAUCCCGCUGCGCUCCAGCUGGGUGAUGGCGUGUGCUUACGACGAGCAAGGCAAUUACGUGGCCGUCGGAGGCAUGGACAACAUGUGCACCAUCUACGACCUGCGUGGCACCAGCGCCAAGGUGCGACGCGAGCUGACCGGCAUGGACGGAUACUUGUCCAGCGUACGCUUCCUCGGAGACUCGCAGGUCAUCACCGGCUCCGGGGACACAUGCGUUGUCCUGUGGGACUUGGAAAGAGGCCAGAAAGUCGUGACAUUCGAGGCCCACGAGGGAGACGUCAUAAGUCUGUCGUUGAACCCCGACAAAACGACCUUCGUUACCGGAUCCGUGGACAACACCGCACGGCUCUGGGACAUCCGAGAGAAGGAAUGCCGUCAGACGUUCCGCGAGCACGAGGCAGACGUGAGUUCGGUUUGUUUCCACACGGGAGGCAACGUGUUCGCGACGGCUUCCGAAGACAAGUCGUGCCGGCUGUUCGACGUGCGCAGCGACCAGCAGCUCAGCCGCUACCAGAACCCGCGCGAGUCGUCCGCCUUCACGAGCUGCGGACUGUCGCUGUCCGGAAGGCUGCUCUUCGCAGGCGCCGACGACCACGACGUCCACGUUUGGGACACGCUGUCCACGCGUAGAGUCGGUAACCUGUCCGGCCACGAGAACAAGGUGACCUCUCUCACCGUCAGUCCCGACGGUGUGGUGGUGGUGACUGGCUCCUGGGACUCCAGCGUCCGAGUGUGGGGCUGACCGGCAGCGUCACUCAACAAAGCUAUCUGUUCGCACAACGUCACGAGAAAGUGCAGUGUACGCGUACGUUCAUACAGAUUUUUACUCCGGAUGUUUUAAUACAGUCUCGAGUAUUGCGACACUAAGCUCGCCGGCACCCUUUGCAGGCUCGUGCCUGGCCCUACUACUAUGUACAGUACCUCGUUCUACGUGGUGGUGGGGCGUUAUAAGAAAUAAGCAACAAACUUGCCUCCACAUGGGAUUUCCGAGCGCUGUCAGCCGCAGAACGUAUUGCAGCCGAUACAGCACUAGCCCUAUAUCGUCAAAUGUACAAAGCGCCGGCGAUCGGGCUACUACGUUAUGAAAGGUUCAAGCGACAACCAGAUAUUUCCGGCGUGCCGUCGACGCAACCAUUUUGCACGCAAUGCGAGCGGAGAUAAUGACCCAAAUGGAUACCAUGGCCUAUUUGAACCAGUAACCGGGAUCACAUACUUCCUUGAGAAAAAAUAAAGGAACCAGGGAUUAUGCAUAAAGCCGGUCUUCACCUAUGAAUGAGACUUCAGGACUGCAGCCCAAAGUUGCAUUGCGAACUUUCCGGUACACUCGUAAAUUUCGGCUUAUGCGUGAAUCAUGAAUAAAUUUUUUUCGGCAAGCA